AUGUGCCGGGGCCGGUUCCUGGGGGGCUGUGCGUGGCUGCUGGGGGGCCUGGCCCUGCUGCAGACCCUCUACCUGCGGGGGCUGCCCCGGCCGCGCCCCGCGCCCCGCCGCGCCCCCCGCGGGGUCCUGGACGCCUCGGGGGCGUUCCGGGUGUACUGGGACGUCCUGGGAGCCCCCCCAGGCUGGGCCCGCGCCCCCGGCCCCGAGCUGGUCCUGGCCACCCACGGCAGCCCCGGGCGAGCGGCGGCGGCGCUGGGGGGGCCCUGGGGGGGGCCGCUGUCGCUGGCGGUUUUUGGGGAGCCGCGGGGGGGGCUGCGGGAGCUGAUGGCGAUCCUGGGGGGGCCCUGCCGAUCCUUGCGGGGCCGCCUGAGGCUGCAGAGCGCCGGGGGGUGCCGGGGGGCGCUGGCGCGGCUGGCGGCCGCCGACCCCCCCAGUUACACCCUGGGGGUGCCGUACCCCGGGAAUCUGCUGCGGAACGUGGCCUGGGAGGGGGCGGCCGCGGGGGGGCUCCGGGGGGGCCCCCCGCCCAAAUUCGGGGCGCGUUUCGUGCUCAUGGUGGACGCGGACGUGGUGCCCAGCCCGGGGCUGCGCGAGGGGUUCCUGGCGCUGCUGCGGGACGGGGGGCUGCACCCCAAAAACUGGGGGGGACAGGAGGGGGGGCUCUGGGGGGCUGAGGGGAGGCUGGGGGAGCCCAAAGCUACGGAGUCUCAGAGGGAUUUGAGGACACAGGGGAACUUGGUGAACCCCAAACUUUUGGGUAUUCAGGGGGGUUUGGGGCACCCGAAAGCUUUGGGGACUCCUGGUGGUGGCCCGAGGGUGCCCAACACCUUGGGGGGCCCCAGUGUCCCGAGUGACCCCAACGCCCUGAGUGACCCCAACACCCGGGGUGACCUCAAUGCCCUGAGUGACCCCAAGACCCUGAGUGACCCCAACGCCCGGGGUGACCUCAAUGCCCUGAGUGACGCCAACACCCGGGGUGACCCCAGCUCCCUGAGCGCCCCCGAGGCCGCGGAGCCCCCCUGGGCGCGGGUGGUCUUCGUGCUGCCGGCCUUCGAGGUGCGCUCGGGGCUGCGUCCGCCGGGCUCCAAGGCGGAGCUGCUGCGGCUGUGGGGCGCGGGGGCGGCGCGGCCGUUCUACGGGGCGCUGUGCCCGCGCUGCCAGGCCCCCACCGACUUCAGGCGCUGGCGGGCGCUGCCGCCGCCGCCCCGGCUGCACGUGGCCUACGAGGCGGCCUGGAGGGACCCCUGGGAGCCGUUCUUCGUGGCCCCCGCCCACGGCGUGCCCCGCUUCGACGAGAGGUUCCUCCAGUACGGCUUCAACCGCAUUAGCCAGGCCUGCGAGCUGCACAUGGCCGGGUUCCGCUUCGCGGUGCUGGACGGGGCCUUCGUCACCCACCGCGGCUUCAAGGAGCCGGGGGGGUUCCACGAGGGCCGCGAGGCCGAGCUGGGCCUCAACCGCCGCCUCUUCCGGGGCUUCCGGGAGGAGCUGAGGCAGCGCUACCCCGGCUCCCCCCGGCGCUGCUGAGCACCUGGGACACGCCUGGGACACGCCUGGGACACUUGGGAACUCCCCAGUGGACACUGGAAGGAGCUGCUGUGAACUCCUGGGACAUCUGACACAGCUGGGGACGCACCUGGGACAGCUGAGGACCCUCCAAUGGAUGUUUGGCGUCGCCUGGGGACCCUCCGUGGACACCUGGAUGCCCCCCGGACAUGGGGGUGACCGUCCCUCAGCGCCCUCAGUAAAAAUGGCCGCCUACCCAUCA
This is a messenger RNA of Hirundo rustica (Barn swallow), 1765 nucleotides long. RefSeq names its product beta-1,4-glucuronyltransferase 1 (gene B4GAT1). Gene Ontology annotation, molecular function: glucuronosyltransferase activity. NCBI's taxonomy places the organism in Eukaryota, Metazoa, Chordata, Aves, Passeriformes, Hirundinidae. Bases 1 to 1524 code for a protein of 507 amino acids. The transcript has 4 exons. The record is from RefSeq and is a predicted model, not a curated record.